This is a messenger RNA of Salvia miltiorrhiza (redroot sage), 1974 nucleotides long. RefSeq names its product probable pectate lyase 12. Lineage: Eukaryota; Viridiplantae; Streptophyta; Magnoliopsida; Lamiales; Lamiaceae. The record is from RefSeq and is a predicted model, not a curated record. The transcript is spliced from 3 exons. Bases 342 to 1853 code for a protein of 503 amino acids. Gene Ontology annotation, molecular function: pectate lyase activity.
ACUUGACCAAAUCCAAGAUAUAGUGUCAGAAAUCCCAACUCAUAACUUUACAUAAAUUCACUAUUUUUACCCUACACAAAAUGGCGAUUAUAUUGUUGCCCUUGGCUUUUACUUUCUGAAAAAAUUACUCUAUCAACGCAAAAGAUUCUUUUUCACACAACUAUAAAUCAUAACACCGCUGGUGUGUGUAGAUUAGAAAGAAUGAAGCAACAAAAAGUAGUGCUACUGUAGCAGUAGUAGUCAACAAUAUUCAUUCCCUCCACUCACAUCACUCGACCAAUCCAUAGAGCCCUUCAAUUCUUUUCGAAAUCUGCGCUCUUCUCCUUGUUCCGUUUCUACCAAUGCCGCAGCAGCAUGAGCGCAUUGCUCUUACAACGGCAAUGUUUCUUCACUGCGCCAGAUGUUACAAAACGACAAGCGACGGAAGCAGCAGAUUCUUGGAGAUGCUCAGCAGAAGCUGCAUUGUGUUUCUGCUGCUUGUCUUCUCCUUUUCCGAGCCUGGCUCCGCAAUGUACAACAUCACUCUCCCCGGCCAGCACCCCAACCCUGACCAUGUUGCUCAAGAUGUUCACAGGAAGGUGAAUGUGUCGAUUUCGAGACGAGAAAUGCUAUCCAACGAGGCUAACUGCCUGACUGGCAACCCCAUUGACGACUGCUGGCGGUGCGACCCGAACUGGCAGCUGAACCGGCAGCGGCUGGCGGACUGCGGCAUCGGGUUCGGGCAGUACGCCCUGGGCGGCAAGGGCGGGCGGUACUACGUGGUGACCGACUCGUCCGACCACGACCCGGUCACCCCGAAGCCCGGCACGCUCCGCUACGCCGUGAUCCAGGCGGAGCCCCUGUGGAUCGUGUUCGCGUCCAACAUGCUCAUCCAGCUGUCGGAGGAGCUCAUCUUCAACUCCUACAAGACCCUGGACGGGCGCGGCGCCCACGUCCACAUCAUCGGCGGCGGCUGCCUCACCCUCCAGUACAUCAGCAACGUCAUCAUCCACAACGUCCACAUCCACCACUGCUACGAGGCGGGGGAGACCAACAUCCGCUCCAGCCCCACCCACUACGGCUGGCGCACCAAGUCGGACGGCGACGGGAUCUCCAUCUUCGGCGCCAGGGACAUCUGGGUCGACCACUGCUCGCUGUCGCACUGCAAGGACGGGCUGAUCGACGUGGUGAUGGGGUCCACGGGGAUCACCAUCUCCAACAACCAUUUCUCCCACCACAACGAGGUGAUGCUGUUGGGGCACAGCGAUGACUACUUGCCCGACUCCGGCAUGCAGGUCACCAUUGCCUUCAACCAUUUCGGUAAGAAGUUGAUACAGAGGAUGCCGAGGUGCAGGAGAGGCUACAUUCACGUGGUCAACAAUGACUUCACGAGGUGGGAGAUGUAUGCCAUUGGGGGCAGUGGGAAUCCCACCAUUAACAGCCAGGGGAAUCGUUACAUCGCCCCCUAUGAUCGCAAUGCUAAGGAGGUGACGAAGCGCGUGGAUACGUCCGAGGACAGCUGGAGGGGCUGGAAUUGGAGGAGUGAAGGUGAUAUAAUGGCCAAUGGUGCCUACUUUGUGGCUUCUGGCCAGGGUGUCGAGGUCAAGUAUGAGAAGGCCUACAGUGUUGAACCCAAAUCUGCUGCAUACAUUGACCAAAUCACUUACAAUGCUGGUGUGCUCGGCAGCAGGCGCAACAAUAUGGGCAAGUGGACAGCCGGAAACAAUACUUCCGGAGCUGAUCUAGAUGCGAAUUCCGGCAUGUUCAUGGACUACGAUGAAUAUUCGGGGAGCUGGAGGCCUUGCUCUGCUCAUUCUAUUCUCAAAACUUUUUUAACAACCUUAUCACUCUUUCUGUUUUUAAGUAUCAAAUGAUUGGGAUGAAUCCGAAAAUGUGGUUUUCCUCCCUCGUCUGUUUGCAUCAGAAAUUAUUCAUGUCAUUGGAACUUCAUUGCUCUUCAGAAAAUUUAAGCCCACGACUCUUUUACUUUUGAAA